AUGGUGACCUUUGCAGAAACGUCAAAUGUCAGCCCCAUGGGUCUGUGUGAGCCACCCAGCAUAAUUGCGCCCUUGUCACCGGGGCUAAGGCGGAAAAAGAUGCUUUGGCAGAAUGCUGUUAAACACAUCAUCAACCAGCAGGAGCUCAAAGCCCAGGUUGGUCUGGAACCAGCUCGGAAGAUCUUUGUGACCGAUGCCUACAUAGCUGAGAUCAACAAGCAAAUAUUCAACAAGGGCUCCCGUGGCGUCACCAAACGCCGCUCUUCUACCAUGAGUAGAGUCCAUCCUCGUGGUUCCACCUGCACACAGAGCAGCGUGGGAGGUUUGUUUAAUGACUUCACCAGUGAUGCCGACUUCUUUGUGCACUGGGGUCACACUGUCCGUGGCAUCUACAUACCCUCCCUGAGGCACACCUUCAAGUCACGUGACAUGGAGAAACUGUACCAGCAGCACUCCUCUCACCAAAGACGCACCUCUUUAGCGAUCACCAAUGUCCUGGACGCUGUGGCCAAACUGCAUGUGUUGGUUCUGUACCUGGCACUGGCCCCCGAACCUCUCAUUGACACUGUGCGUGGCUGCCUGACGGGGAUCUUCAUGAUCUUUGCUGUAGCACUGUGCAUCGUGGUGUUGACCUACAAAGAUUCUCUGUCCCCACGGUGGCUGCAGUACGCUGGUCUGGCCAGUUGGCUGUCACAGACCACCCAGGUGCUAGGGGGUCUGGUGUAUGGACUAGAAAAAGACCCGUCCUGGUAUGUUUUGUUCACAUUGUUUGCCACAUACACGUUGCUGCCCUUACCUCUGCUGUGGGCCAUGUGUGCAGGCUCCCUUACCUCAGUACUGCACCUUCUGGUGGAGAUGGUGCGCAACUACAAUGAUGCAUCGAUCACCAGAAAGGUUUUUGCCAAAGGCCUGCUGUACCUGGGUAUGAACACAGCUGGCUUGUUCAUCCACUACUUGACUGACCACGCCCAGAGGCAAGUAUUCUUGGAGACACGGCGCUGCAUCGAGGGUCGCCUCAAACUGGAGCAAGAGAACCAGAGACAGGAGCGUCUGGUGCUGUCAAUCCUGCCUCGCUUUGUUGCCUUGGAGAUGAUUUCUGACAUGAGCUCCUUGGAGGAUGAACUCAGUUCCCAGGAGUUGCACAAGAUCUAUAUCCACCAGUACAGAAACGUCAGCAUUCUUUUUGCAGAUAUCAAGGGCUUCACCCUCUUGUCAAUGAACCUGUCUGCGCAGGACUUGGUCCGAACCCUCAAUGAACUCUUUGGACGCUUUGACCACCUGGCAGAGGAACACCACUGCCUGAGGAUAAAGAUACUGGGAGACUGUUACUACUGUGUCUCUGGUGUCCCUGAGCCGCAACAGGCCCACGCCCGUUACUGUGUGGAGAUGGGGCUGGCUAUGAUUAGCACCAUUAGGUAUGUGAGGAAGCAGUUAAACUUUGACAUGGACAUGAGGAUUGGCAUCCACUCUGGAUCUGUCCUGUGUGGGGUGCUGGGGCUGCAGAAAUGGCAGUUUGACGUCUGGUCCUGGGAUGUGGGCAUCGCCAACAUGCUGGAGGCAGGAGGAAUACCAGGUCGUAUCCACAUCUCCCGGGCCACUCUGGACUGCUUAAACGGCAUCUUCAAGACAGAGGACGGACACGGCCGGGACAGGAAUGAGUUUUUGAGGAAGCACAACAUAGACACUUAUCUCAUCUGCCCUCAGGAGGAACGGGGCAACGUUGACCACACAGAGCACCCCAGGGUCCAGAAGACCAGUCACUCAUGGCACCCAGAGUUUCCUUUCAAGAAUGUAGUUGAUAUGAACAGUAUCUUGGCCUCCUUCACAAACGGCUCUCUACCCAACGUAUGCCAGUCCACUUCUAAAGAGAUCAACAAACGCAUCAAACACGCCAUCGUGGUCCGAAGCAGUGAGCGUAUGCGCAAGGAGCACAUUACUCCACUGACACUCGUGUUUAAGGACACACACAUAGAAGACAAGUUUUCCCAGAUGAGAGAUGAAAUGUUCAACUCAAAUUUGGUCUGCUCCUUCACCAUGCUCCUCUUCCUUAUAGCUGCACAGGCCCUAAUCCCUGCUCCAAGGAGGUUGUUCCCUGCCGUCCUCCAGCUUUCUGUCUUUCUCCUCACCUACAUGCUGCUGAUGCUGCUCACGCUGGCCGAGGAGUUCAAGUGGACUCCAGCUGCACUGCAGCACCUCUGCUGCUGGAUCCACGAAAACAACAGGGCCCGCAACGUUCUCACACUCGCUGCCAUCAUCAUCAACUUUGGUUUGACGUCCACUGACAUGGUGUGGUGCCUGGUCAGUAACACUGGAGAGAUGGUGGACAAAAGCAACACAGCCGCACAUCCUCUUACUGUUUGCACAUACCCUGAGGUGUUUGUACUGAGUGGUGUGAUCGCCAUGGUAACCUGUGCUGUGUUCCUUCGUCUGAAUUCGCUGUUGAAGCUGACAGUCCUGCUGCUGGCUGUAGCCGUGUAUUCCUACCUGAUCCAACUGGCCUUCCUCACACUGUCAAGCCACGAUGUGCAGCACCGGUCUCAUUAUGUCAGAAGAAAUGGCAUCGCGAUUCUUCUCAUGGUCAUGUUCAUUGUAGCCGUCUACUACAAUGGACGGCAGUGGGAAGCCACAGCCAGGUUGGACUUCCUGUGGCGUCUCCAGGCCCAACAGGAAGUGGAAGACAUGAGGGAGUUGCGGGAGCACAACGAGUGUUUGCUGCACAACAUCUUGCCCAUGCACGUUGCCCGACACUUCCUGGACCGGAGCAAGAAUGACGAGGAGCUCUACUCGCAGUCCUAUGAUGAAGUGGGUGUCAUGUUCGCUUCCAUCGAUGGGUUCAACGAGUAUUUCGAGCAGAAGGAGAUCAAACAUGAAGGAGUGGACUGCCUCCGACUGCUGAAUGAGAUCAUCGCUGGCUUUGAUGAGCUCCUGGAGGAGUCAUACUUUCACGACGUGGAGAAGAUUAAGACCAUCGGGAGCUGCUACAUGGCAGCCUCUGGCCUGGUUCCAGACAAACAGGCAUACAUGAAUGACUGGAAUCACCUGAGUGAACUGGUACUGUUCGCUCUGGCCAUGCAGGAGACUUUGAAGGAGAUCAACAGGGACUCGGCCAAAAACUUUCAGCUGCGCGUGGGCAUCGCCCAUGGGCCCGUUGUGGCAGGUGUGAUCGGUGCCACCAAGCCACAGUACGACAUCUGGGGGUCAACGGUGAACUUGGCCAGCCGUAUGGACAGCACAGGUGUUAGUGGACGCAUCCAGGUCCCUGAGGCCACACGCAGGAUCCUGACAGACUGGGGCUUUGUUCUGGAGCUGCGUGGAGAAAUAUUUGUCAAGGGGGUGAGUGAGCGCCAGGGGAAGGUCCGCACCUACUUCAUCAGCACAGUUCGCAAUAAGACAGCCACAUACGGACGCACAGGGGGGCGGACAGGAGGGAGGAUGACACUGGCAGAAGUGGUGUUCGGUCUGGUCCAGGCCAGAAACAAGGAGAAGAUCAGGGAAACUAACGGCGGCUUCAGCCUGUCUCCGUGCUCCCUGCAGUGCUGACAAGACCCUCUGCGUCAGAGGACUGGGCAGCAGAGGAGGACACGAUCCAGCCACAUUGUUUCUUCUCCUACACAAAUGUUGUCCUCAUCUCAUGCUUUGCCAUAAGACAAUUUGCUGCACAAAAUAAUCACAAGACUCUGUUUUAACUGUGACUGUGACCUUUAAUGUUUGUUGGGUUUUUUAUCUUUUAAGGAACAGUAUUUCACAUAGGAACUCAUUCUGACUUUGAAGGUAAUUUUAUACACAUGCAACAAAAGCCAACAUUUUGUUUUCUUUUAAAUAAAACAUCACACCUCUAGGACAAAACACACUACCUCAAAACAACCACCUCAGAAGUCUGUACAUAAAGGGUCUCCAACUAUUUUUCUCUAAGAGAUACUUUUACAAAAUAAAAAUGACAGAGAGCUA
Messenger RNA from Cynoglossus semilaevis (tongue sole), 3948 nucleotides. RefSeq names its product adenylate cyclase type 8. Gene Ontology annotation, molecular function: adenylate cyclase activity. The record is from RefSeq and is a predicted model, not a curated record. The coding region runs from base 1 to 3540 and encodes 1179 amino acids. The transcript has 20 exons. Gene Ontology annotation, biological process: adenylate cyclase-activating G protein-coupled receptor signaling pathway; cAMP biosynthetic process; intracellular signal transduction. NCBI's taxonomy places the organism in Eukaryota, Metazoa, Chordata, Actinopteri, Pleuronectiformes, Cynoglossidae. Gene Ontology annotation, cellular component: plasma membrane.